AUGAGUAAGUUUUUUCAAAUUUAGAUAGUAGUUUAUGAUUCAAAGAUAUCGCAGAGGAUAAAUAUAUAAUAAUAAAGUGGAAUAAAGAAAUUUAUAAGAAGCGAAUAAGAAAUUAAGAGAAUUAUUAUACAAGAAAACUAAGAAUGGCGAAAAUUAAUAGAUUCUUAAAUGAAAUUCUUUUAGAAAUAUAUGUUACAGGAGAUGGAUAUGAAAUUAAUGGAAUUUUAAGGGAAUGAUUGA
Messenger RNA from Paramecium sonneborni, 240 nucleotides. Lineage: Eukaryota; Ciliophora; Oligohymenophorea; Peniculida; Parameciidae. The record is from the annotation of a GenBank genome assembly.